This is a messenger RNA of Neolamprologus brichardi, 2906 nucleotides long. The record is from RefSeq and is a predicted model, not a curated record. NCBI's taxonomy places the organism in Eukaryota, Metazoa, Chordata, Actinopteri, Cichliformes, Cichlidae.
GGCCGUCAGUAGUUUGGACUUGUUUCCUGCGAGUUCCAAGACAUCGACGUUAAUGUCAGCUAGUUGUGCUAGCUUUCCAUGCAUUUAAGUCCAAUAUUUCUUUCAGCAGAAAGCACCAUGCCGUACUUGGUGUUUAUGCAGGGCUUACGACGUGUGAAGGUGUCGGUGUGGUGUCUUAUGGUUGUUUAAAAGCUAUUCUUCUGGAGCAAACGACGGGGAGAUUAGCCAGAUGAAAAGCUUUAGCUUGCGACUCCUUGUUGCUAGGCAACGGAAGUCGCCUGUGGCUGGCUGAGCUAAAGCCUGUAAUUACAUUAGUGUGGCAAAGUUACUCAUCACCUUUUGCUUAUCUUUAGGCAACCUUCUCGUCUUGUGUGUGAGAUAUUUGAUUCUCAGUAAGUUCUCAUCUCUAUAUUAAGACCCGAGUAAGCAUCAUGCUGGUCCCCAUAUUCACUCUGAAGCUGAACCACAAGAUUAACCCUCGCAUGGUGACUAUUGGACAGUUUGAUGGGGUUCAUCCAUGCCUUACUGCCGCCACGCAGGCUGGAAAGGUUUUCAUUCACAACCCCCACACCCGUGGCCAGAGACCUGUGGCUCACCGACUGAGCCAGAGUGCCCAAGACUCUGACAUUUCUCUGCUCAACAUCAAUCAGGCAGUCACCUGUUUGGCUGCAGGAAGACUGGGACCAAAUACUACUGGGGACACACUGUUGGUGGGAUCCCAGACAAACCUGUUGGCUUAUGAUGUCCAUGACAAUGCUGACAUAUUUUACAGAGAGGUGACAGAUGGAGCUAACGCCAUCGUGUUGGGGAAACUUGGGGACAUCCCCUCUCCUCUUGCUAUCAUUGGAGGGAACUGUGCCUUGCAAGGCUUUGACUAUCAGGGCAAUGACCACUUUUGGACGGUCACUGGAGAUAAUGUCAGGUCUCUGGUGCUCUGUGACUUCACUGGAGAUGGAAAAAACGAGCUCCUGGUGGGGUCUGAGGAUUUUGACAUCAGAGUGUUCAAAGAGGACGAACUUGUGUCAGAGAUGACGGAGAAUGAGACAGUAACGUCUUUGUGCCACAUGCACGGCAGCAGGUUUGGUUAUGCUCUGGCUAAUGGCACUGUCGGCGUGUACGACCGCGCUGCCCGCUACUGGAGAAUCAAGUCCAAGAAUCAUGCAAUGAGCAUCUUUGCAUUUGACUUGAAUGCCGAUGGGGUCGUGGAGCUCAUCACUGGUUGGUCCAAUGGAAAGAUUGACGCUCGCAGCGACCGCACUGGUGAGGUCAUCUUCAAAGACAACUUCUCUUCUUCUGUGGCUGGAGUAGUGGAGGGAGACUACAGGCUGGAUGGACAGAAACAGCUCAUCUGCACCUCCACAGAAGGAGAAGUUCGUGGUUAUCUGCCAGCCAGUAAAGACCUAAAAGGGAAUCUCAUGGACACGAGCGCCGAGCAGGACCUUGUUCGAGAGCUCAGCCAGCGCAGACAGAAUCUGCUGCUUGAGCUUCGCAACUACGAGGAGAAUGCCAAGGGUGUGUCAGAGACGCACAGUGGGAUGGGAGUCAUACCAGCCAACACUCAGCUCCAGACAGCGCUGUCAGUGAAAGCUGCUGCAGAGACCCAGAAGGCUCAUGUGGAGCUCAGCAUUUCAACACCAAAUGAGACGGUUAUCCGUGCAGUGCUCAUCUUUGCAGAAGGCAUCUUUGAGGGUGAGAGUCACGUCGUCCACCCCAGCGCUCAAAACCUGUCUGGUUGUGUCAGAGUCCCCAUUGUGCCCCCGAAGGACAUCCCAGUGGAUCUGCACAUCAAAGCCUUUGUUGGAGGGAGAACCAGCACUCAGUUCCACGUGUUUGAAAUCACUCGUCAGCUGCCUCGUUUCUCCAUGUACGACCUCGCCGUCGACUCGUCGGCUGCACAGCCCACAGGGAGGGUCGCCUUCAGCAUCAACGAUCGACAGCAGAGGGUGGACGAGUUCCAUUCUGUCCACCAGAAACUAACUGCAGCUAUGGCUGACCACUCCAACUACAUCAGAAACAUGCUGGUGCAAGCAGAGGACGCGCGCCUAAUGGGUGACAUGACAACUAUGAAGAAGCGCUACAGAGAGCUGUACGAUCUAAACCGGGAUCUAAUCAACGAGUACAAGAUCCGCUCAAACAACCACAAUGCUCUCCUGGCUUGUCUCAAGUCUGUCAACCAAGCCAUACAGCGAGCCGGCAGGCUCCGAGUGGGUAAGCCCAAGAACCAAGUGAUCUCCGCCUGUCGAGACGCCAUCAAAAGCAAUAACGUCAACGCGCUUUUCAGGAUCAUGAGGGCUGGCACCGCAUCCUCCUGAGAGCGGGAGGAUGAGGGACGCGGGAGCGGACUAGAGGAGUUUACAGUCAGCACGUGUAAUAACUGUAAUGAGGCCGGCGAGUGCGUUUGGAGCAAGAACAACAGGAGACAGAGACACUGAAGCGGCCUUAAUCCACGACUCAGUUUUAAGCAACAGCUUCUUGAAAUUGGAAUCCAGCCAACACAAAUAUAAUGGUGACCUCAGACUUUGUGCAAAACUGUCAUCGUUAGUCGGGCUGAUUGGGCUUCAGCGAGUGCACUGGAGUUUCCCUGCAUCACUAACCUGCGUGAGCAGCCAUUUACUCACUUUAGUCAGAAGUUAAGACAAACAGAAGGACUCGAGUACGACGCCAAUUUCACGGUGACCUGUCGCAGACGGUCUGAGACAACGAGUGCGCCGGUUUCAUUCAGCUGACCGUAAAGUCACCGGUGGCGUGGACCUUCACGCUCGGCUCUUAGCUGCUGCGUGUUCGUGUGGCAUUUGUAGCCAAAGAAAACUGUCUAACUUGUUUACUUUUUGUAGACUGUAUUCAGAAAGUGCACAUGUAACUUUGUGUUUGUGGAACAAUUGUUAUUAAAUUACAUUUUAAACAUU